Messenger RNA from Camelina sativa (false flax), 1978 nucleotides. Its product is annotated as putative FBD-associated F-box protein At1g32375. The record is from RefSeq and is a predicted model, not a curated record. Lineage: Eukaryota; Viridiplantae; Streptophyta; Magnoliopsida; Brassicales; Brassicaceae.
ACUCUAUUUUAGAGAAAAAAAAUAGAGAAAUACAAUGGAGAUGGUCUAAAGAGUAAGUCUUCAGUCUCUCUGUAAUUAAGCUUCAUUGAUUUGAUAAUGGGUCUCUUGCUGCAUUGCUACAGGUUCAUUUUGUAACAACAGCAAGAGAGUUUGAGAGAUCGUUGUUUCUGGGUUCUUCUUUGAUACUAGUUUUAAUCUUAGUUCUCGAAUUAGGGUUCUUCACCCGAGGGUUUAGAGAGAGAGAGAGAGAGAGUGAGCAAUCGUCUUGUGGAAUCUCUUUUGGUCGAUUCAUAUAGUGAAUUUUGGCGAUGGAAGGGGGUUUUAGGUUGUUACUGAAUAUUCUGUAGAAUUUCUUCUGAUUCGUUUGAUGUUGUUGGAACUUGGAAGUUAGGAGCGAGUUCAAUAAAAAAAAUCUAAUCUUUCCAGGAGGAUUAUUCAGUGAAAAAGUUUUCAUCUUUUCCUUAGCCGAACCUGAAUGGAUAGGAUAAGUCAAUUGCCUGAUGAACUUCUCUUGAGAAUAUUGUCUUUACUGCCUACUACUAAAGAUGUUGUGGCUACAAUGGUAUUGUCUAAACGUUGGCAAUUUCUUUGGACGUUUGUGCCAAGUCUUGUGUACGAUGAUAGCUAUUAGGGUUUAGAUUACGGAAGAUUAGAUUACGGAAGAUUCUCGCGGUUUGUAGACAGGUCUUUGAUAUUCCACAAGGCUCCAGUGCUAGAAACUUUGCAUUUCAAACUUGGUAACAUCUGUGGUGCUGGAGAUAUUCAUGUAUGGAUUAGAGCUGCUGAGAAAUGCUCUGUGCAUGAGCUGGUUAUCGAAAUCAACUUUUCUGCUAGUGUAACUCAGGCCACACUUCCAAGGAGUUUGUAUACAGGGUGUAGCAUGCUUGUCAAAUUGAAACUGAAGUACGCGGUUCUUGUGGAUUUCACCUCUUCCUCUGUUUCUUUCCCAUUCCUAAAGACUUUGGCCCUUUUAGCCUUGAAGUACCCAGGUGACGAUUUUGUCAAGAGGCUUUUAUCCGGUUGUCCUGUUCUUGAAGACUUGGAUGUGGCACAAUGUCUAGAUGACAAUGUGACCAUUUUCACUGUGAAAGUUCCUUCUCUCAAGACUUUAUCCUUGCGUACACUGAAUAAAGUUGAAGACGAUGCACAAGGGUUUGUAGUAGAUGCUCCUUCUCUAGAGUGGUUGGAUCUUGUUGAUUAUACGGGUGGGUUUUGUGUCACUGAAAAUAAUAUGCCUAAUAUUGAAGUGGCAUAUAUUGACGUCUCAUAUCAUCUUCCUCGUAAGAUUCUGAGUUCUAUAGUUUCAGUCCAGCAUCUCGACUUAUGUUUACCAACGUCAAAGGAUGCAUAUCCACUUGGUAGUAUCUUCCGAUGUCUUAUACAUUUAAAGAUAUGCACAUGUAACACAGAAUGGUUGAAUCUACUUAUGCGUGUGCUUAAUGAUUCACCUAAAUUACAAGCUCUCAAACUGGAACAGUACCAUUCCCUUCGAGCUGACCAACCACGCCCUUGCUGGAGUGAACCGAGUCGGGUUCCUAUAUGUAUGGUAUCGAGUCUUAAAACUCUCGAAUGGGUUAAGUAUGAAGGAACGAAAGAAGAGAAAGAAGUGGCGGCAUUCAUCUUAAGAAACGGAAGAUUCUUAGAUAAAGUAACAAUCAAACCAAAAUCCACCUGCCACCGCGAGAAACUUGAAAUGAUAAAGGAGUUGUCGCUUUUGCCAAGAAGUUCGUCUACUUGCAGCCUUUCGUUUGACUGAAGUUACAGGUUCAGCUCCGAGGGAGAGGACAUUUGUUUAAUAUUCUAGUGGUUUGGUCUGAAUAUUAGAUUCUGAGUCAUCUUAAGCACUUUAUUAUGUGUUCUUUACCAAACAAAUUUCUUAAGUUUUUAUUUUUGCUCUGCGUCUUUGCGUUGGUAUGAAGAAAGAAGCAUAAGGAACAACUAUAUUAUCUUCCUUAGUUUUUAAUGAUCUUUUGUUCAA